GCGCCGGCGCGUCGCUGGGGACGCCGGACCGAGACUCCUAACCCGGGGCACGAACCGUGUCGCCCCGCCCACGGGAGUCUUUGUCCCGUUAACUGUCCGGUGGUGGAGAGAGGGCUGCGGCCCGGAGGCGGUGGCGGCGGCGGAGACAUGCCCGUACGCUUCAAGGGUCUGAGUGAAUACCAGAGAAAUUUUAUGUGGAAAAAAUCACAUCUCUCAGAGUUAACUAAUUCUCCAGAAAGUCAAAAAAGUCCAUGGGCUGGACUUCGAUCAGAUCAAAUAGGAAUCACAAAAGAACCGAAUUUUAUCUCAAAGAAAAGAGUUCCUUAUUAUGACCCAGAAAUUCCCAAAUACCUGGAGUGGAAGGCAGAAGAUGCCUCUGAGAAUGAUUUGGUUGUAUUCCCAGAACCUGAAGUUCCAGAAAUGCCCAAAUUGCGGGAAACCAAAGAAAAAGGUGACCUGAAUGAAGAAAGAAUUGUAACCCCUGAGGCCCCUAGAGUGCCCAAGAGGGUUCGCUCUCACUCUGCUCACUCUCGAGUUGAAGAAGCUGGUGACCCUGUGGAUAACACUAAAGAAGCGAUUUCGGAUCUGACACCAAUGGAUAGGAAUGCAGAAGCACAAAAGUCUACCCGAGGUCUUUCAGAAAAUGUCCCUAACGCGCAUUUGGACAGGAUUCUACGGAGGAAAGCAGGAUUGCCUGUUGUUGCUCCCAUAUAUAAUUCCCUCAGAAAUUCUGAAUAUCAAAGACAAUUUGUAUGGAAGACCCCAAAGGAGAACUCCCCAGUUCUUGCGGCCGAUCAGGUUUUUUUUAGUAAAAAUAAAUCUGUUCCACCAUUCAAAGUUGAUGUAACUAUCCCUGAAACAGAAUACAAGAGGAAUUUCAAAGGUUUAUCUCCAAACAAAGAGAGAAGACAUAAGCAUGAUUUGAAAGAGAAUGAAAAUCCCGAUAUUGACUCCCCUGAGAAGAGCAGUAAAAAAGAAAAUUUAUCAAAACAGAGGGAAGCAGAAAUGGAACCAAAAGACAAAAUGUCUCCCCAUAAAUAUCAAAGGAAAGCAAACACUGAAUAUAGAACUAAAUUUUUGUCCCCGUCUCAGUAUUUAUACAGAGAUGGAGCUUGGAAACGGGUGAGGGAAAACACGCUGAAUCAGGGUUCUCAAAACACUUUAAAUGCCCUGUGGUACGCUGAGGUCAGAGAACUUCGAGAGAAAGCAGAGUUUUAUAGGAAACGGGUACUUGGGACACAUUUUUCCCGGGAUCAUCUGAACCAGAUUCUCUCUGAUAACAAUUGCCUAUGGGAUGUCUCUUCUGUGUCCAGCUCAGAAGGCACUAUUAGUAACAACAUCAGAGCCCUAGAUCUUGCUGGAGUUCCUGCAGGUCACAAGGCAUUGCAGAGCCAUGAUUCCAAAAAAAUAGCUGAAGAAAGGCCACCUUUGGCAACACAAUGCCAGAAAGAUACAACAGAACAAUUGGGUGUGUCAGAUGCUCCCACCCUCCCCGUUAGAAGAAGACUGGCUUGGGAUGAAGGCAACACGGGUGAUCAGAUACAGAGAAGAAUGCAAGAAGAGAAAGAUGAAAAUGACAAGCAGGAUGGUGUUGAGAAGGACAAGGAAUUAGAAGAAAAUGAUAGUGAUGCCAGGAGAGACAGGAUCCAGGAAGGAGACGCUGCUUCCCUGCCGAGUGCUUCUGCAGACAGGUCGGAUUCUUCUUCUGUGUACUCGGGAAAAGGUGGCCGACUCCCCACUCCGAAGCUGAAAGAACUUGGUGGAGCCCCAAGGACUCAUCACGAUCUAACUACUCCAGCCGUUGGGGGUGCUGUGUUAGUGUCACCAUCUAAAGCGAAGUCUUCAUUCUCAGAACAUAGGAAAAAAAAGCCCUCUCCAGAUUUUUUAGGAGACACUUCAAAAAACGAAUCUAAUAGGAAAGAACUCGGGCCUAGACUCUUGUUGACUCCUCUAGCAGCUGGCAUGAAAACAGUGGAUCCCCUCCCUUUGAGAGAUGAGAUUGAAACCAGUAUUUCCAAACCUGAGGCAACUCAUCCAGGCCCAAAGCAUCCUGAGCAUUGCAUAAAAGUGCCCGUGCAGGGCACUCGGCCUCUCUGUGCUCCAUCUUACUGGAAUCCAUCUUGUCGCAUUCAGGGUUCGCUCAGGAACGCAGAGUUCCAGCAUAAUGGAAACCUUGCGAGCCCAAGAACAGGCCAUUACCAUUUACCUCACCAAGAAGUCAAUAAUGAUGAAGAUGAUGACAGAUUGUCCCAGAUCUCUGCUCGGUCUGCAGCCUCUAGUCUGAUGGCUUCUCAAACUUUGGCACGUGCUCAAAAAAGGAAGGAGAGUUUUUGGGGCAAAAAAUAGUGCUUUUUCUGGCAAGCUCUUUCCAUUUGGGGGGCUCUUGCUGGGAUUAUUUUUUUUCAUUCCGUAUGGAGUUGAGGUUUUUAAAGUAUUUGGGAUUUCUGUAUUUUGUGGGGAAGGGAAGGUUGGCUUUGUCUAGGGAUAUGAGUAAUUGUAUUCUAAUAGCCAUUUCAGUUCAGUCAUUUUAGUUUUUUUUCUUUAUGUAGACAAAGUGAAUUUCAAUUUAAAAUUAAUUGCCAUUUUAGACUUAUCUCAAAAGGUACUAAUGGAUUUACCUAGCCCUUCAUAUGUUCUGCACUUAACUAUUUGUCAUCAAGCAUAGUUGGUAGAAUUGAGAAUUACAUGGCUGUUACCAAGAGUAUUCUGAAAAGUUAAACUGUGUAAAACCUAAGAACUAAGUUUGAAAUGUGUGUUUUUGUAGAAUUGGUUACCCAUAUUUAUAAACUAAAGAUGACAUAAAUUGAAUUUGUGCUCACAAGCUUCACUUCUAGUUUUUAAAAAUUUUUUAUUCCUUCAGAAUAUAGUUACUCUGUUAGUAUGAUUAAAAUAAUUGUACUUAGGUUGGAAAUACAAACUGUAUAUAUAUUUUUUAUCUUAUAUAAGAAAGUUUGCUUAAAAUAUGUAUAUUUUUGGCCUCUGUGUUUUCCAUUUGUAUAAGAACUUUGUCUUACAUUUUAAUAAUGUUUGAAGGUGGAAAAGUUAUUUGUACAAUGAAGCAUUGAAACU
This is a messenger RNA of Dromiciops gliroides (monito del monte), 3069 nucleotides long. RefSeq names its product Mdm1 nuclear protein (gene SAXO6). Gene Ontology annotation, molecular function: microtubule binding. NCBI's taxonomy places the organism in Eukaryota, Metazoa, Chordata, Mammalia, Microbiotheria, Microbiotheriidae. The record is from RefSeq and is a predicted model, not a curated record. The coding region runs from base 148 to 2346 and encodes 732 amino acids. Gene Ontology annotation, biological process: negative regulation of centriole replication. The transcript has 15 exons.